AUGGGUGAUCAUCUAAAGGAUUUACCUGAAUUCUUCGAGGUCGAUGUAGGUGAAAGUUUAAUAUCAAGAACUGAAACCUUAAGUUCAUUUCGUGAACUAGGUCCACCAGAUCUAUGUCAUGUAGUGAAAACCACUUCGAAAGUAGGAGCAAAACCAUCACCUACAAAUACAGUUGAAAAAGAUCUUGGAAGUUAUCAUUAUGUUAGUGGUGCUGAUGCAAGUAGUAGUGCAAGUUUAGCUGCUUAUCUUAAUUCAUUGACUUAUUCAAUAGAAGAGAGUGGAAGUUGGUUAGGAGGAUGGGCAGGUGGUAGUAAUAAAGGUGGAUGGCGAAUCAGAAGUGGUUGUUAUUGUUGCUUUAACGCCUUUUCCAGAGUAGAUGUACGAGUAGAGGUUAAGAUUCCAGGUGGUGUUGAAGCUUAUUUGAUCGAUUUGAGAGGUGAACGACACGAACCUACACCUGCGAUUUGGACUGAAACCUAUGUAUCAGCUAUCCUACGCGCCAUUCUUUAUGCGGAUGAUCCUAAUUAUCGACUUGCUGGGUUUCGUAAAAUUGAUCCGAUCAUCACACCUGAAAGCGAGCAACGAUUCUUGAGAGCUGCUGAAGAAAUCUUUUUCAAAGGUUGGCAACUUGGAAGUGACCCAGAAGUUCAAGUUGCCACUGUUAUUUCGAAUCACCUCACAACAGGUAUCAUGAAGUACUUUGGUGACGGUUUUAGGUGUGUCUUCUCAGUCAACCUUCUCGAAAAGCUAGCAGUCAAAGAAGCUGAGGUCGCGGCUCUUUUAGCACAAGCAUAUAUCGGAAUGAAUGAAGAAGUCAAAGCUGUUCAAGUACUUAAUCACGCCUUAGAAGAAAUGCCACAAUCUUACGCAUUACUUCAUGUUCAAUGUGAUUUCUUAAGAUCAAAGGGUGGUGAAUAUACUCAGUGGGCCCUUAAACUUGCCAGGCAAGCGGUCAAUUGUGCACCCAGUGAAUUCGUCACUUGGGCUAAACUUACAGAAGUUUAUAUAGAACUUGGUCGAUAUUCAGAUGCUUUACUGACCCUCAACUCGUGUCCAAUGUUUACAUACAACGAACGCGAUUUACAUCGAAUGCCUACACCUGCCCGAAGUCAUUUACCUAUCAAGGCAUUUAUUGCUGAAUCUCAAAUCUUGGAUGAAGAUUCAGCACGAGAUAAUGAGGCUGAUAUUGCCUUACUGCGAUUGCCGGCACCUUCUUUACGUGGUACAUUUCAGAAAGCUUAUGCUCUUUUGACCAAACUCGUGAUUCUUGUGGGUUGGGAUGAGCUCUUGAAAUGUCGGAGUCAGGUAUUUGUGAUGGAAGAAGAGUAUAGACAACAAAGAUCGAUGAGCGAAUCGACUAGUGGUCAAGGAUCUUCAUCUAAACAGCGCUCUCCAGUUUCUUCGAAACGAAACAGUCCAACUGAAGAACCAACUCACUCGAACCCUCCUACCAGUCCGAUACCUACGAUCACUGUUUCAAUGUCAGAAGAGCAAGCGGAAAAACCUUCAGAGGAGUCAACCGUUCCAUCUGAGAAUGGUCAAGAUCAUUCACCUCUAGAUACACCUCCUCAAAGCCCAAUGGCACGUGAAGCACCAGGUAAAGAACCAUUGGGAUUAGGUAUUGAUACUGGAGAACAAUCGGUACCUGUAGCCAAGCCUGCGCCUGCGAAGAAUGCGUUUAUGAAUAAGAGACUGUGUGAGAGAUGGUUAGAUAAUUUGUUUAUGGUACUCUACGAGGAUUUAAGAGUCUAUACGAUUUGGAGGGCAGAAGUAGCACAUUUCAAAGCUCAACAUAUGCCGUAUCGAAAGACCGGUACAGAAUGGGAAAUCCUAGGAGAUCUAGCUUUAAGGUUACAUCAUAAAGAAGAAUCUAAAGAUGCUUAUCAACGUUGUUUAGAUGCUAAAUUCUCGGCAAAGGCUUGGUUAAAGUUAUUAGAGUUUUAUACUGAUGAAGGUGAUGUACAACGUAGUUUGAAUGCUGCGAUUAGAUUGAGUACUUAUCAACAUCGUUGGUAUAUGGAAAUGGCAUUUCCUACAGCUGUUGGACAUCAAUUGUUUAAAUUAAUUAAACAGGAAGGAGUGGCUAAGAUUUCGUACUCGUUGGUUUCAAUGAAUUUACCACAAGUGAUUUUAAAGACUUGUAUGCAGGGAUAUUUUAAUUAUGCUCAAGUUUUUAGAGUUGAAGGAAGUGAAUUUUAA
Messenger RNA from Melampsora larici-populina 98AG31, 2199 nucleotides. RefSeq lists its product as uncharacterized. Gene Ontology annotation, biological process: Golgi to plasma membrane transport. Gene Ontology annotation, cellular component: exomer complex. NCBI's taxonomy places the organism in Eukaryota, Fungi, Basidiomycota, Pucciniomycetes, Pucciniales, Melampsoraceae. The transcript is spliced from 14 exons. Gene Ontology annotation, molecular function: protein binding. The record is from RefSeq and is a predicted model, not a curated record. Bases 1 to 2199 code for a protein of 732 amino acids.